AUGGCAUUUGAUAUGGGGGAAAUGAUGGAGCAGUUUAUGAACUCAGUUAGCGGUGGUGGCGGCAAAACCGGCGGUGGCGGGGGAGAAAAUGGCAAGCGCGUUGUGUACGACGCUGCGAUCGUCGGAUACGGCCCGGCAGGCGGCGUGAUGGCUACUCUCCUGGCCGAGAAGCACGGCCUCAAGGUGUGCAUCAUCGACCCCAACUUGGAGAAGCGCUGGAUACCGAACUACGGCGUUUGGGUGGAAGAGUGGGAGGCUCUCGACAAAGAUUUGCAGAUCGGGCUUGGGGACUGCCUGGACCGGACGUGGGAGGUGACCGAUUCCUUCUUCGGCGGUAGCCACGGCACACCGGCGGAUGAGCGCUGCCGCAUCGACCGACCCUACGCGCGCGUGUCCCGGGACAAGAUGCAGGCGAACCUCAAGUCUCGCCUCUCCGCUGCAGGGGUGACCAAGAUCAAGGGAAAAGUGGAUGCCAAGACGUUGGAGCAUUCCGCGGACGGGACAUCGGUGUGCCUCGACGACGGGCAGCAGAUCGACUGCCGCCUUUUGGUGGACUGCAGCGGCCACUACUCGGAGCUUGUAGAGAGGGUCGGCGAGCACAACCCGGGGGUGCAGAUCGCCUACGGCGCCGAGGUGGAGGUGAAGGACGGACACGCCCCAUACGACGAGAACGCCAUGUUGUUCAUGGACUACCGCACUGACUACGCGGACAAGGCGGAGCUCUCUCCCGAGGAGGUGAAGGGCUUGGACGACACGCCGACCUUCCUGUACGCGAUGCCCAUGGGAGCGGCGCCCAACGGCCAACGGAGGAUAUUCUUCGAAGAGACGUCGCUGGUAGCGCGUCCCCCGAUCUCGUUCGACCUGUGCAAGGAGCGCCUGUACCGUCGUCUGAAGCACCACGGCAUCGAGGUCACCAAGGUGAUGGACGAGGAGCUGUGCUACAUCCCCAUGGGCGGCGCCAUGCCGAGCCUCACCCAGCGAGUGGUUGCGUUUGGCGGAGCGUCUGGACUAGUACACGCAGCCACAGGGUACAUGCACGUGCGCAUGCUGGCGGCGUCGGGGGCAGUCUCGAGAGCCAUCGCGGCGGAGCUCAAGAAGGAUGGGCCCGGCACCUCAGAGGCAGCCGCGAGAAGAGCCUACCAAGCCCUGUGGCCAUCCAAGGCCAAGCUCCAGAGGGACUUCCACGUCUUCGGAGGCGAGUUCCUGAUGGCGCAGCCGGCGUCCACGCUGCGGGGGUUCUUCAACGGGUUCUUCAAGCUUCCGCUACCGCUGUGGGCGGGCUUCCUAUCUGGAUACCCGAACCUCCCGCACAACGAGCUGCACCAGGACUGGCAGAGCCGCUUCAAAUUCGGACUCCAGUUCUUCUUCAAGCUUGCGCCAGCGGUGCAGUUUCAGCUAGCGCUUGCGGGAGCGUUGAGCGGCUGGCAGUACGGCCUGAUCAAGGCCGUCACCCCCCUGGCGGAGGAAGAAGAGGCCAAGGACCUGCUGUUUGAUGCCGAGGUGGACGCCAUCCGAGCCGCAGCCAAGGCCAAGGGUGACGCCGCCAGCGGCGCUAGCGCGGAAGGGAGCCCCGUUGCUGACGGCAAGAAGAAGGAGGAGAAGGAGCGGGCGUUAGCAGCAUGAUAAUAAUGGUCGUAGAGGAGUGUAGCGGUGUUUUGUGCGUGCCAUGGUUUCGGGAGGAUGUUUGCGGGCGCACUAGGUGUUUAGAACUGGCGUCCCGAUUGGUACGAGUUUGCGUGCGUUGUUGGUCGUCUGCAAACUUUUGCCACUGACAACCGACCGAACAAGCUCACGCGAAGCGAUGUUCUUCGCGCCUCUCGAGAGAGCUCCCCCUGGGGAGCAUGAACCCGCACCGUUUAACAUACACCCCUGACACCCAGCUAUGGCAUGGACCCAUGUGUUUCCUUCGAUGGAGUCUUUAGUUUGGAGCACCCAAGGCGUGCGCCCGAGUUCGUGAUUAGAGAAUUCGACCCUUCGUGAUCGCAAUCAUCGACGGUAUACUGUCUUGUCAUAACCUUUUGACGGAAAACUGUGUGUCGUUAGAAGGAGCAUUGAGGGUGACGUUCCCAUCGUUUGUAGACAUGCCGUCCCUUCUCUCCCUUCUUGUUUUACGCUUGUACAACAUUUGGCUCUGGGGCAAGUCGUGAGAAGUGUGCACGGCCGCGAAGGACAAGCGACGGCGCGUAUCUUUCUCUUCGGUGGUGGCUGCUUGUGGAUACAGCUCCUGGUAUAUGUAGGCGUGUGGGCGGUUGGAAAAAUGGACCCCUCUGACUCCUCCCACGGGGGCGCGGGUAAUUGGUACCGCAGUUGGGCUUGUGUCGAUGUGGACGGAAUGGCGAAUUUUCAAACGACAUGCCGUCGUAGGUAGCUCUGCCGAUUUCUUUACCAAGGGGCGGCCGGGGCAUGCUGCACUGAGGAGGGUGGGGUCUGACAGCAAUAUCUACAUUUUUUUAUUGCAUAGAGGAGGAAAGCAGCCUGCGACGGCAAUACAGUUCACGUCGCUUGGUACCUCUGGUAACAAAUUUAGCAAAUAGUGGUGGCUCUUGUGUGUUAUUUUCUCGAAUUGGCCGAAUUUCGCGGAGAGGAACGGCUGUGCCUUUGGCCGCCGUUCCGUCUAUCGGACAAGGGUGGUUGGAGUGGAGAUCUUAUGAGGAGGUGGAGUGAUAGAAAGAUGGAACAAGACGUUUACCGAGUAGUUUUCACCCGAAGAGGUAAAAAAGGUGGCUUCACGGCUCAGACUGCGGCAGCGGGGUAGUUGAAGCUGAGUCGACAUGGAAGACACUCAUUCCUGUGUAGUAGACGAGCAGGAUAGCGUAGAAACGACGCACUUGCUGUAUGUGUGAUCGCGGCGGGAAUAAAAAAGGAGCUGGCUCCAGACGAGGUAGGGCUACCCCUGGGCCAUUGUGCCUUUUUAGUGGCAGAAUCGACGUAACCUCUUCCUUACAAUAAUAGCGUUUCGGGCUGGG
Molecule: messenger RNA, 2966 nt
Organism: Ectocarpus siliculosus
Lineage: Eukaryota; Phaeophyceae; Ectocarpales; Ectocarpaceae
Source: the annotation of a GenBank genome assembly